Molecule: messenger RNA, 1560 nt
Organism: Nasonia vitripennis (jewel wasp)
Lineage: Eukaryota; Metazoa; Arthropoda; Insecta; Hymenoptera; Pteromalidae
Product: tRNA (guanine(37)-N1)-methyltransferase
Exons: 3
Coding region: 1-1560 (519 amino acids)
Biological process (GO): mitochondrial tRNA methylation; tRNA N1-guanine methylation; ribosome biogenesis
Cellular component (GO): cytoplasm; mitochondrial matrix
Source: RefSeq, a predicted model, not a curated record
AUGACUUCUUUGCUGGUUCCUCCACCUGAUGUGCGCGGCCAGACUAAGCUGGACUGCGAAGCAUUCAGAGUUAAGCUAAAGAGUGUUCCUUACCUGCAAGUACCUCAAAACUGCAUCACCAAGUUUCAAGGCAAUGUCAAGAAUUUUCUGCUCAAAUUGCCCAAAUUCAAGCCAGUCCAGACAGCCAAGAACCUCCAUGGAGAAACUGAAAUGUGUGUGUACUUUGAUCCCAGUAAAAUUCAGAACAUCUCCGACAGCUUCAAAGAGGAGAUCAAUUGGGCUGAAUAUUAUGCUGAACAGGAUUUAGAACUGACAUAUGAAAACUGGCCGAGGGACGAUGUGCUUCGCGCCAUCCUCCCCGAGAACGUCGAAGUCCCGACAUCCUUCAGCCAAAUCGGGCACAUUAUCCACAUAAACUUGCGGGACGAGCAGCUGCCUUUCAAAAAAGUCAUCGGACAGGUUUUGCUGGAUAAAACGGCGAACGCCCGAACGGUCGUGAACAAGCUCAAUGUCAUCAACAAUACCUACCGCAACUUUGAGAUGGAGAUCCUGGUUGGCGAUCCUGACACCAUCGUCACUGCCAAGGAGUCUGGCUGCAGCUUUACCUUUGACUUCGCCAAGGUCUACUGGAACCCUCGACUCGUUAACGAACAUGCGGCUCUAGUGAAUCUGCUUAGCAAAGGCGACGUGCUCUACGACGUGUUUGCAGGCGUGGGACCGUUCGCUGUACCCGCAGCGAAUAAAGGAGUGAGGGUCUUGGCCAACGACCUCAAUCCCGAGUCGUACAAGUGGCUCUGCAAAAACUCCCAGGGAAAGAAGGCCAGGAAGCUGCUGACGGCAUUCAACAAGGAUGGCCGAGACUUUUUGCGAGACGAUGUCAAGAGGGAUAUCCUAGAGAGAAGAAAGAACGGUAGCCCCGGAGCAGAACACCUGGCGAUGAAUCUACCAGCAUUGGCAGUCGAGUUCCUCGACGUGUUCCGCGACAACUGGCUGAGCGAGGACGAGGCAGACAAACUCUGCUCGCGACCGCCAAUGGUCCAUCUGUACUGCUUCGUGAAAGCUACCAAGCACGAGGACUGGAAGGCUCUGACCCGACAACUCCUCGAGAAGAAGCUGGGGAAAACACUCGUCGAGAUCGAGGUGCGGCACGUGAGGAACGUCGCCCCGAACAAGGAGAUGAUGCGCGCGAGCUUUAAACUGGAGCGCGGGAUAUUUAAAAACGAGAAGGAGGAGGAGCCAAUGGGCAAGAACAAGGGGAACAAGGCCGGAGGAGCGAAGAACGUGUUUAAGGUCGCGGGCGCCCGCAGCCAGCGAGCCAAGACCAAGGCGAAGAAGGUCAAGACGACGCUGAAAAAACUGGACCUGGGUCAGGGCAGCAAGUUGAACAAGGAGAAGACGAAUCAGAUAAACAAACAGUUGGUGGAACUCAGCAAAGAAGUGCAUCAGCCCAAGACCAAGCCCAAGAACAAGACGGCACAGCCUGUUGGCAAAACAGUACAACCGAUCAGUGGACAGGUCAAAGAACAGGCCACCAGUCUUAUACAGAAUAUGCAGAUUUGA